AUGCCCUCAAUCAUAUCCCUCCUCUCGCUCCCCAAGAAGAAAAAAAACCUGACCCCAAAAUUCCAAGCCCUAGUCUCCCUCGCCAUAGACGCAUCGUCCACACAUUUAUACGUCCCGGGAAUGCACCAACAAAUUUCCGCCGCGGCAGCGUUGGGCGCGACGAAGAUUGAAGUGUUGGAAGUGUUGGAGUUGACGAGUACGUUGGGGAUUCAUGCGGCGAAUAUUGGGGUUCCGAUUUUGGUGGAUGUGUUGAGGGAGGAGGGGAUGGAGAAUGUGACUGCUGGGAAUGAGGAUGAUGGUGGAAGAAGGUUGGAAUUGAAGAGAUUGUUUGAGAAGAAACGUGGGUAUUGGCAUACUUUCUGGGAUGAUAUAUUACGCUUGGAUCCCGGGUUAUUCGAGGCUUAUACCGCGUUCUCGAGUGUUCCUUGGGAGAGGAAGGAAGGGGGGUUAAGUCCUAUGGAGAAAGAAUUAAUUUAUUGUGCCUUCGAUGCUGCCGCCACGCAUUUGUAUGUUUCGGGUUUGAAGGAACAUAUGAGGAAUGCUUUGAAGUAUGGGGCGAGUGUGGGACAGAUUUUGGAGGUUUUGGAGUUGGCGAUGCCGUUGAGUUUUCAUACGUUGAACGUUGGUGCGCCGAUUGUUGCGGAGGUUUUUAAGGAAUGAUAGAUCUUGUCAAGCGCAACACAUUCGUCAUCGAAAUGGUGUCUCGUUAUUACCCUUUUGGAGUUGUUCCUCUCUUUGAAUCUUCUCGCAUUAUUUCCGGACGUCCGAUCGAUGCUUGUUCAGCUUGUGAUACCCACGUUCUCCACACCCACAUAUCCACACCUCCACACUCCGCAUGAAUCCGGAGUAGAGCACUCCCAUCUGCCGAGAACCAGCAAUGCCUCCUCUUUUCGAGGGCAAACUCGUGAAGCAUGGUGCAUGAUGAAGGGACAUGAUCGUUGUUGAUUACGACGCAGACGGUCAUGAAUGCUACGCCCCAUCAUCUGCGGAGGCAUGUGGAGUACACAGAUCGGCAAGUGAGGAAGUUGAGCCGUGAAUGUGGGCGUACCGUAGCAGAAAAGGUCACAAUCCAUGUGUGCAUGUAGAGGUAUUUGUGCACGCUGUGAGUCCUCAGCAUUACAUUGCGUUAUCGUGUUUCCUGCUUUGUAGUUCAAUUCGUUCACUCCUAGAUCCAAUCCAGCAUGGAGACUUCAACGGUCGGUCCAAUACGAUACGCCGACCCCGAGUACCAGAAAUCUCACGACGGGCUUUUCGCCGGUCGUCCAAGAGGGCCAGUCAAGCAUGUGCUUCCUCCUGGAGUAGACCAAAUAGCGUUUGAAGAAGCAGUCUCGGAGCUGGUGGGAAUUUUGGGAGCAGAAUAUGUCUUCACGGCAGAUGCUUUGUCAGAUUACAUCGACCCUUACGCCACGGU
This is a messenger RNA of Pseudocercospora fijiensis CIRAD86, 1411 nucleotides long. RefSeq lists its product as uncharacterized. Bases 1 to 660 code for a protein of 219 amino acids. The transcript is spliced from 2 exons. Gene Ontology annotation, molecular function: peroxiredoxin activity. Lineage: Eukaryota; Fungi; Ascomycota; Dothideomycetes; Mycosphaerellales; Mycosphaerellaceae. The record is from RefSeq and is a predicted model, not a curated record.